AUGGAGCACACCCAGCCUGCCGAGGAUCUCAGCCUGAUCCAGCAGCCUUCAACCCCAGAAUUUGGGGACCCCGAAGACCCCAGGGACGAUUCCCCUGACGGCUCAGACACUGUGGUCCUCAGUCUCUUCCCCUGUACCCCGGAGCCUGGGAAUCCUGAGCCAGAUGCUGGCAGUUCCUCACCUCAAGCAGGCAGCUCCCUGAAGCACUCAACGACCCUCACCAACCGGCAGCGGGGCAAUGAAGUGUCGGCCCUGCCAGCCACCCUGGACUCCCUGUCCAUCCACCAGCUCGCAGCGCAAGGGGAGCUGAGCCAACUGAAGGAGCAUCUGAGGAAAGGCGACAACCUCAUCAACAAGCCAGACGAGCGCGGCUUCACCCCCCUCAUCUGGGCCUCCGCCUUUGGAGAGAUCGAGACUGUCCGCUUCUUGCUCGAGUGGGGUGCUGACCCCCACAUCCUGGCCAAGGAGCGGGAGAGUGCCCUGUCACUGGCCAGCACCGGUGGCUACACGGACAUCGUGGGGCUUCUGCUAGAACGUGAUGUGGACAUCAACAUCUAUGACUGGAAUGGAGGAACGCCACUGCUGUACGCUGUGCGUGGGAACCAUGUGAAGUGCGUGGAGGCCUUGCUGGCCCGAGGAGCUGAUCUCACCACUGAGGCAGACUCCGGCUACACCCCGAUGGACCUCGCCGUGGCCUUGGGAUAUCGGAAAGUGCAACAGGUGAUCGAGAACCACAUCCUUAAACUCUUCCAGAGCAACCUGGUGCCCGCCGACCCCGAGUAA
Messenger RNA from Rangifer tarandus platyrhynchus (Svalbard reindeer), 783 nucleotides. The record is from the annotation of a GenBank genome assembly. NCBI's taxonomy places the organism in Eukaryota, Metazoa, Chordata, Mammalia, Artiodactyla, Cervidae.